CAUGUCGGCUGCCCUGCGCGCUCCCGCCCUCCUGCUACCGGUGCUGGUGGCCGUCCUGGACCCGGCGCCGGCACACGCCUCCCCGGCGCCUCGCCAGAUCGCCCCGGUGCAGUUCCGCUGCGAAACCGGCGCCGUCUGGAUGGAGGACUGCAACGAGUGCCGCUGCCAGAGCGGCAACCACGUGGUGUGCGCGCACCUGGCCUGCCUGCGCGACGGCGGCCGGGACGCGGCCGAGGCGGCCGGCGAGCCCAACACCGUCUGCUACCAGGGCGCCUGCGCGGCCGGCUGCGACACGCGGGUGGACGACGGCGGCUGCCACAUCUGCGACUGCGAUCCGGGCGGCGGCGACGCCCGCAAGUCGUGA
Pollicipes pollicipes is the source of this 364-nucleotide messenger RNA. RefSeq lists its product as uncharacterized. The record is from RefSeq and is a predicted model, not a curated record. Gene Ontology annotation, molecular function: peptidase inhibitor activity. The transcript has 3 exons. Bases 2 to 364 code for a protein of 120 amino acids. NCBI's taxonomy places the organism in Eukaryota, Metazoa, Arthropoda, Thecostraca, Pollicipedomorpha, Pollicipedidae.